UAGGCUUGUAUUUGGAUCAGGAGUGUUGGAAAAACAUUACAACAAAAUAAUACAAGCUGACCCUAUGUUGUAUUCUAUAAGCCAACAACCUUUUCCCUAUCAUGCUAGUAUAUACUUCAAUGAGAUUCAUUUUUCAAACCAUCCUUCAGUCAUGAAUUUCACGGGACAUAGUAUGAGCAACUCUCCAAGCAAUAUCACUACAAUAAGUAGUAGAUAUAAUCGAGGUUAUGAUCAUGGUCUUUCAUCCACUAAUAAUAAUGAGCAACCCAACUACACCAAUGACCAAUCACAAUUCAGCCUUAUGUCGUCGGCGAACCUGGGGACUACACAUCAGCAAGCUGGUUACGUGCAUUCCAGUAGUGUACAUGCUGCGACCAUGGAAAAUAAUACAGGACAAGAUCCUCUAGGCUAUCAGAAUUCCAUGCAGCAGAUGACACAACUUGGGGAUAAUACUCUUGAUCAUUCUAGUCAUGAUGCAGGAGGAAAUCAGAAUCAGAAUUAGUGCAGAGCAGCAGAAAAGUUCCUUCUAACGUACUGACAGUACAAGCAAUAUAUUUCAUAGGAACUGUAUUUUUUUGUUGUAGUAGUAAAUUUGUGACUAGGGUUUUAGCUACCACUAUAAAAAUAGUCAAUUUUUGUGGUCGCAAACGUGUUGCAUUAGCUAAUAAUGAGUUAAUGACCGAUGACGGACGCUAGCUUACUUGUACAUACAUAGUUCAUUUCCAGCGACAGCGAGUAGUUUGUGUUUAGGUGUUGAUUUAAAGAUUGUUUUCUUUUA
Beta vulgaris subsp. vulgaris (sugar beet) is the source of this 778-nucleotide messenger RNA. RefSeq lists its product as uncharacterized. Lineage: Eukaryota; Viridiplantae; Streptophyta; Magnoliopsida; Caryophyllales; Amaranthaceae. The record is from RefSeq and is a predicted model, not a curated record. The transcript has 2 exons. The coding region runs from base 65 to 502 and encodes 145 amino acids.